UCCGUUUAUAGUAGUGUGAUCUUGUACCUGAUAUCCACUGUGAAAAACAAACAAGCAAAAAAGAUUAAACCGUAAAGAGAAGGCAAUAUCCCCCACCAGUUUUUCUAUACAAUGUGAAUAUUUAAGAACAAACAAGUGAAAACCAACACAACACUGAGGACAGGACGGUUUGCAGUCAGUACUUGCGGACACUGUUGUGUUGCUUCCAGUUCCGGUGGUGAGGAGUCCUUUCCAAAUAUAAGAGGAAUAAAGAAGUCACUUCCGCUGCUGUCAUCAUCUUCCAGCAGAUUGAGCAAGAAUAUUUCGAGCACUACAGAAAAGCAAUAUGAAUGCAGGCCCAUCUUGGAAUAAAGUACAGCGUCCAAAGAAUUCUUCAAGAAGAAGGCAGAGUAAAUCCCAAGUCCCCCAUGUUUCUUCCCAGAUGAAAAGCAGUCUCGGAGGAGGUGCCUCCCAACCUCCUGAGGAUAAACUGAAGGAAAGUAUUUCCCCGGAAGGAAACCCCGAAAGGAGUCCCCCGGGCUCCAGGUGUCGGGGGACCUCAGGGAACAAGUUGUUUCUGGACUUUCAGUCGAUGAAAAUUUUCAAAGAAGCCGCUGAGGAGGACAGUGCCAGCGAUCUCUCUGAUUCAGAAAGAAUCCCCGUUCCCCCUUCUCCCGUCACGCCUCCAGAGCUUCACCUUCGAGCCGAAGAGAUUGAUCCAGUUCACUUUGACCUGCACCCAGGGCAGGGCCCCGCCAAGCCCGAAUACCGUUACCCCAACUUCCUCCCACCCCCAUGCGACUCCUGGGACCUGCGGGACAUGGCUGUGCUCCUGCACUCUGAGCACAGGCCGGAGGCCAUGCCCAGAGCCGGGGGCCUCCUGGGGAGGUACGUGGACAGGCUUGUCCAGCUUGAGUGGCUGCAGAUGCAGACCGUCCAGUGCGAGAGAGCCAAGGGGGCCAAGGCGAGGCCCCCCAUGGCCCCCGGGGCCACGGGGGCUCUGAAGAGCCCGGGAAGAAGCCAGCAGCUUGCCAGUGCCCUGGCCAGGCCCCAGCAGGAAGGGCCUCUGAAGUCAGGCCCUUCGCGGAAGAAGGACGUGCACCGCGGAGAAGCCCAUGUGUCCUGUUCCACGUGGGAGGCCUCACCCAGACCCCUCGACGUGCUGGGUAGCAGCAGGUUAUGUUCUCAGAAGCAAACCCUGGACGUGCGCACAGAGGAGAAGAAGAAGAAGGCCAACAAGAGCUCCAGGCUGCAGCGCUGGGAUCUGUCCCGCGGGGACAGUGGCGGCCCAAAGGUGGAGAGCAACGGGAACCUGUGCUUUCCCAGGCCGCUGGCCGGGAUCCUGGACUCCGCGGAUGCCUGCAAGGCCUCCAGGGCACCAGCACAUGCAAGUCUUAAGAAGAAGGGAAAUGCAAAUAACUGUGCUCGCGCCACUAUAUCCAGCGAGAAAAAGCUCAAAACAAACGGAGUAAAACAAAACACGUGCAAAUUCAAAUAAUAACUGAGAUGAUGAUUUGCAAGGACUGCAGGUGCCUCAUUGUUAGAGCUCUUCCGAAAGUUACAAUACUGUGAAUUGUAAGAGACUUUGGGAUUACUGACAUGGAGGAGGUUGACAGGUUCUUUAGUCUACGAGCCGUGCCCCCCGCCCCAGCCACACUAGGGUUCUUUUUAAAGAAGGGUGUCCUUCAGUAAUCCUAUUUUGUGUUGACAGUCUUAGGCAAAUGAGAGCCCUUUAGAUAAAAGUUAACCAAGGUCUGUGCAAUAUAAAGAAGUAAGACAACAGCUCUCCAAGGGAAGGGUGAACUAAACUUCGGAAACAUCAGCCAGGCCCCAUUCAGCCUGUGUGAAUUAGUGCGUACUGCUUCCAACGGUAUAGAAUCCUGCGUGUUUGAAACAGGACUCUGUUCGUCCUCAUCCUAAACUACUCAAGCAGAAGUUCUGGGCAUCUCAUCCCUAGGGGAAGCUUCGGCUCUUCCUCAAGUUGCGGAGCAUCUAUUUUAGCAAAGUCAUUUAUCACUAAGCUGCCUGCUCUUUUGAGACAAUGGAAUCUAGUGCUUUCAUACACUUUUUAAAGGCCUUUCAAAUUUAGAGGUGGUGGCGAAGUCCAUUUUUGUAUUCUCUAAACUGAAGUUAAAAUAGGGUGCAGACUUCAUCAGCAGGUCUGAGCACGGUUGUUAGUGUGUGGUGGGAGGCAGAAUGAAAUGGUUGGCACCUAGAAUUCCUGGCAUGUGCGCUUCUCUGAAGAGGUGCCACGGGAAAACCGCCUUUCAGAGUUUGCCAGUUCAGGGCCUGUCAUCGGAUAGACACAUGCAGAACCACUUUGAGUGGGACAGUUAGUGCCUUCCUGAUUUGGGACCUGGAUUCUGCUGUCUGUAGUCAAAACGAUGAUCUGUCUUCAUUUGCAAGAACAGGACUUUAUAAUCCUGCUGGGAGCAGGGGGGCAGGGGUGCACCAUGAAUAAUGUUACCAAAUGUCUUAACAUCCUCACCUGGCCCUGUGGCUGCCUGACUCCCCUAAAUGCUUCUUGUUUAACUGCUGUUAAGUCACAUCUACUUGUCCCUGUGGUUGUGCUGUGAGAUUUCUCUUGAUAUUGUUGUGAAUAUCUUUAAAACCUUUGGCUGACUACUUCUUCAUAUACAGUAUGUUUUAAUGACUAUAGAUGAUUUUAUCCCUUCAAACGAUUAUUCUGUUUGGUUUGUUUUUUUGUUUUUUCUUUUUACAUAUAUGUUUCUGUUUUUUCACCUUUGGGGCAAAUGAAAAACUUAGUACUUUUCAUUUGAAAAUAUUUACUAACUCACAGACUUUUCACCCAGCAACUCAGUGUCAGCCAAGGCACUAAGUUAACAUAAAGACAAGAUGCAUUUAUAAAUAAUUAAAAUAAUAGGCCAAAGUGGAAUGUUAAGAUGCCAUUUUAAAAUCUGAUUCUAAUUGUACUAAACAACAACAAUUUUUAUGGCAGUCUUUUUCUUCUAGGACUUUAUUUGUAGAUUCCCUCUUAUAUUCUCUCUCUCACACCACCCUGUCGGAGAAAGCACUGCUUACAGUAGUAUCUUAUGCCUUUUUAUACAUGAACAAAAGAUGGACUUCUGGCAGGCAUUACUUCCAUGGUUCACAAUUACACUAUAACUUGUGUACUCAGUGUAAGUAUAGUAUUUUGAAGACACAGUGCUAUUCUGACUUUUCCUUUCUGUGGUGCCUGAGUGGCCCCCCAUGUCCCUCGACGGCCCUGCUCCUGUGAGGACAGGUGGGUGAGUCCUGUGUACACGGCUGGCACCCCACUCAUGAGUCUUGCUCUGCUAGAUUUUUAUGCAGCUCUUUAUGACGUUUCGGGGCCGAUACGUCUCUGUAAGCACAUUACAUACACAUAUAUACUCCUGAUGUUAAUCCUACAGGGUUUAUGUCAAGCUGCUGCUUCUCCCAGGAAUAUACCUGUGCAGGUGCCCUCCGAGAUCUGGAGGGUGAGGGUGACGUGGUUUACAUCUCCCCGCCUCCUGUGUGUGUGAGCUGAUUAAGGAAUGUGGCAGUAAGGCCUGGGAUGUUACAUUUGCUCCUUGUUCUUUGACUUGAAGUUGGUUGCUUAAUUCCGGGGGGAUAGUUACAAUGUCAUAUGUUAAGACAGCUUUAAAAGCCUGAAAAAGUGGCUUUGCUUGUUUACUUUUUUACCUCCGGUUGGUAGUUUGUUUUAACCAACACUAUUGUGAUUGGAUCAGAGCUCCUACCGAGUAUAGGUUCAUUACAGAACAUAAGCACAAUUUUAUGAUUUCUGAUGUGCGCAUCUUAGUGCACUAAAUGCUGCAGAUACGAAUCUUGCCAUUCAAGCAGACAGCAUGGGAGAGUUGUUGCGAGCUAUACAGUUCAUCAAAUCGAAGCCAUUGAGUCUCGUGACAUGAGUCGUGUUUCUAAGAAGUGCCUCUCAUCUUUGUGGAGUUGUUUACAUACACUUGCAUUUAAACCAAUUAAAAUAAUCCAAUAAAAUAAAAUAAAUGGUAGCAAAAAAAAAAAAAAAA
Hippopotamus amphibius kiboko is the source of this 3986-nucleotide messenger RNA. RefSeq names its product family with sequence similarity 217 member B (gene FAM217B). The record is from RefSeq and is a predicted model, not a curated record. Bases 326 to 1477 code for a protein of 383 amino acids. Lineage: Eukaryota; Metazoa; Chordata; Mammalia; Artiodactyla; Hippopotamidae. The transcript has 2 exons.